Carassius carassius (crucian carp) is the source of this 1369-nucleotide messenger RNA. Its product is annotated as adipocyte plasma membrane-associated protein-like. Lineage: Eukaryota; Metazoa; Chordata; Actinopteri; Cypriniformes; Cyprinidae. Bases 115 to 1362 code for a protein of 415 amino acids. Gene Ontology annotation, molecular function: strictosidine synthase activity. The record is from RefSeq and is a predicted model, not a curated record. Gene Ontology annotation, biological process: biosynthetic process. The transcript has 9 exons.
UCUCUGUUGAAGUGUUGUCGGGAACGCGCGUGAGUCUGGGAUGUAACUUAGCGUAUACAUCCGUCGCUUGUUGGACCAGCGUUUAUUUAGUUUAUUUAGUGACACUACAACAGAAUGAAUGAGCCCGAAGGACUGCGGUUAAGGAGGUUGAACAGACCUCAAGUAAUUAGAGAUGAAGCCCAUGAACCCCAGUACAAAAGCACAAGCACUUACAGUGGGAAGGUGUUUCGUGUGACAUUCCUGACACUAGUGUCUCUUGUGCUCUUCCCACUGCUCGUGCUCGUGUUCCUGCUGGAGUCUCCCAUUCAUCCAGAGGUGUUCAGUCUGAAUGAACCCCCUCUGAUGACUGGCUGUUACGAGCCCAACCUAAAACUCAGACAGGCCGAGCGACUGUUUGAGGAUCUGCUCAUCGGCCCAGAAUCCCUUGCUAACAUUGGAGAUGUUUUCUACACUGGGACAGCGGAUGGAAAGAUCGUCAAAAUCGAGGGAAGGAACAUUCAUGUAUUAGCAACACUUGGCAAGCCACCGUGUGGCUCUCCGGAGCAUGAACACACCUGUGGACGUCCUCUGGGAAUCCGUGUGGGGCCCAAUGGCACUUUGCUUGUAGCCGAUGCCUAUUUGGGACUGUUUGAGGUCAAUCCUGUCACAGGUGAGGUGAAGUCUCUGGUGAGCACAGGGAAGAUGAUCGGUGGUCGGCGUCUGGGUUUUGUCAAUGAUCUGGACGUGACUCGCGAUGGGAAGAAGGUGUACUUCACGGACUCCAGCAGCAGAUGGCAGCGCAGGGACUUCAUGCACCUGAUCAUGGAAGCCACGGCAGAUGGACGUCUGCUGGAGUAUGAUACAGAAAGCAAGGAAGUGACCGUGAUGAUGGAGAACCUGAGGUUUCCAAACGGCAUCCAGCUCUUCCCUGAUGAGGAGUCUGUUCUCGUGGCUGAAACCACGAUGGCCAGAAUAAGGAGGAUUCAUGUUUCUGGUCUCAUUAAAGGAGGUAUGGAUACAUUUAUAGACAACCUCCCGGGAUUUCCUGACAACAUCCGGCGCAGUUCUUCCGGUGGAUACUGGGUCUCCAUGUCCGCUGUGAGACCCAACCCUGGCUUCUCCAUGCUGGACUUCCUGUCCCAAAGACCCUGGUUAAAGAAGUUCAUAUUUAAGCUCUUCAGUCAGGACACUCUGUUGAAGUUCGUGCCGCGCUACAGUCUGGUGGUGGAGCUGCAGGACGGAGGGACAUGCGUGCGCAGCCUCCACGACCCGCACGGCAUGGUGGCGGCGUACAUCAGCGAGGCUCACGAGUACAACGGCCAGCUGUACCUGGGCUCCUUCCGCUCGCCGUAUCUGUGCAAGCUGGAUCUGAGCAAAGUGUGACACAUCA